GAUAAGAAAAGUAUUGUAGCCAUUAAUUAAUAAAUAAAAAUAAAUAAAUAAUAUACUCAGUAUUAAAAAGUCACUGAAACAAAAUGGAGCAACUAUCUGGUGUUAUGAUAAUCAUUAUAAUAGGAGGCGGAGUGCUGACUUUUGUGAUGCUUUUCAUCUUCGCCAAACGACAAAUUAUGCGUUUUACACUAAGAAGUCGACGCGGGCCACACGUACCCGUAGGUAAUGAUGCAAAGAAGACACUACGCAAAGAGAUUGAGCGUCGUUUAGAUUGCAUACAGAAAAUUGCACAAGAGCCGCGGUUACUAUGGGCAGAUGAUAAAUACAUUUUGCGUACGGAUCAGCCGUUACCACCUUAUUAUUAUCGCAUGAAAGCUGUUGACGAUGUAAAGAUUUUGGAAACAGAGAUAAUGCGUAGCGAUGGUAGCAUGCGACAUCCGUACGACAGUUUGCGAGCUUUUCUACUUACUACACUUGCUGCCACCACACUUAAUGGCUCGGGACAGCAACGCAUGAUACAUCAAUUUUGCGAUAUGUAUGAGCACGCCCGACACGAUCCUAAUGAAUUUGACAGUGAGGAAUAUGAAGCAUAUCAUCGUUUAUUACUCAAACUAAUUGAAGCCGCUAAACAAUUAAAAUCAUUAAUCAGUUCACGCAAAACAUCACCUGCACGCACACCAAAAAAACAAACAAAAAUGCAUUCCUUGUUGGACCCUGCGCGUUUGCGUCCACCUGCAACCACACCUAAAAUGCCAUCAAAUACUGGUUUAACCGUGGGGCAGCAAUCGAAAGUGAAUUUGACAUUAGGUUUACAAGGUCGUGACAUGGAUACUGUGGAUAUAGCACAUAAUCCCUUACAUUUGCAACCAUCAACCGAGCGCGAUAUUAUAAUACGCAAUCGCAUUAAAACCCCUACACUGGAUGAUGACGACGAUGAUGACAUUAAUAACUCAGGGGGAGACGAUGGUGGACUUAAUGACGCUGUGCGCAUAGAGGAUGUGGAAGGUGAAGAUAAUGAAGUGAUGAGCAUUUCAUCGGUACAAUUUCAACCUAAUUCAAGUGUUGUUUGAUUGAUUGAGUAUGCGGCGCGGGCACGUUACAUGACAAGUGCGUUGAGGCGUCUGCUACCAAAAUGAAUGAAAAACUGCAAAUCAAAGUGCAUAAACAGAAUGUUGGAGAARUAACACAAGUGUUAUAUGAGUGGUUUAAAAAAUUUUGUAUCAACCAAAUCAUCAGCACUUUAUGGUUUGAUUGCGUGCAACAGGAUGAUUUUCAUAUUAUCGACCUAAAUCAAAGGUUAAUUCGAAGUCUAUAUAAAAAAAAAGUAUAAAAGACUAAUAUUUUCAUUAAGUAUUAAUGAAGCUUAACCUUAAAUAAAAUAAUAUUCUAGGUAUAUUUAUAUGUAAUAUGUAAUAUUUUUUCCAAUAUAAGGUUUAUAAACUAGUAAGAUGUAUGUACGUCGCAAAUAGUGGCAAAAUUCAUUACACUGUGUGUUAUAAUAAAUAUUUAUCAGAAAGAUUA
Molecule: messenger RNA, 1521 nt
Organism: Bactrocera latifrons
Lineage: Eukaryota; Metazoa; Arthropoda; Insecta; Diptera; Tephritidae
Exons: 4
Coding region: 84-1070 (328 amino acids)
Source: RefSeq, a predicted model, not a curated record